Molecule: messenger RNA, 1266 nt
Organism: Meira miltonrushii
Lineage: Eukaryota; Fungi; Basidiomycota; Exobasidiomycetes; Exobasidiales; Brachybasidiaceae
Exons: 1
Biological process (GO): dolichol-linked oligosaccharide biosynthetic process; glycolipid translocation
Cellular component (GO): endoplasmic reticulum membrane
Source: RefSeq, a predicted model, not a curated record
CCUCAACCGGUAGCCGGAGCGGGAAUGCUGAUCGGGCUACAGAUCCUUUCUAGAUUGAUCACUGUAUUGAUGGCUCAGCUUCAAGUUCGAUUGGCAAGUGCAGAAGCAUUUGGAGCGGCAAAUAUUCAGCUGGAGCUAGUUUUAGGUACAAUCUUGACAUUUUCUCGAGAAGGUGUACGAAACGCAUCAAGUCGUCAAAGUAGCAGCAGAAAUGUUGAUGCAAAAAACGCAGGACGAGAGAAGAGCUUGCAGAAUAUAGCGUUGUUGCCCAUCUUGGCCGGGAUACCAAUCUCGCUUGUGGUAAUGUCGAUUUAUCAAAACCAUUUGGCUCCUGAGCAGCUGGCAUCUCAUCCGCAUUUUCACCUUUCAUGUGCAAUCUUUUUGGCUGGAGCAUUGUUGGAAUUGAUCUCUGAGCCACUGUAUAUUGCUGCGUUGAGAAAGGUGCAGCUUGGACCUCGAAUAUGGUCAGAAGGGGCUGGCUUAAUGGCAAAAGGUGCAAGUACACUCUUGUGCAUGAUUUGGCUACAGAGGAGCUCACUCUCCGAUGGAAUAGAUCUUCGUCACAGUUUACUGCCUUUCGGAGUUGGUCAAUUCUUCUAUGGUUUGGCAUUCUUGAUUGUAUUUACAGUACACUCAAUCAGUCAAAGUGGAUUGGGAAGUACAGUGGAAUUAUACCUAUUUCGAUUUGGCAAGCAAAGAUCAUCAACAUUUGAUAAAGAGACGUUGAAGCUAUCAAAAUCCAUGACACGGCAAAAUGUGGUAAAACAUGUGUUGGGCGAAGCUGACAAGUUUGCAGUCGCUCGAUUGGGAUCAUUGAGUGAUCAAGGUGCUUAUGCGUUGGCAAGCAAUUAUGGCUCGCUCAUUGCUCGGCUAUUAUAUCAACCAAUCGAAGAAAGUGCUCGAUUGACAUUUGCUUCAAACUUGGGCAGCAGUACAUCAAAGCCUUCCAAGGCUGCCAUGUUGUACGCUCGGGACAUGUUGAGUAAUCUGUUGAGCUUUUAUUCCCUGUUUGCCAUGUAUCUGGUAGCAUUUUGUCCGCCCCUCACAACGCCUCUGCUGACUAUUAUCGCAGGGAAAAGGUGGGCUCUAGAGACAAGUGCACCAAAGAUCUUGGCAGUAUAUGGAGCUGCUUAUUUGCCUGCUAUGGGCUUCAAUGGGUUGUUGGAAGGCUUUCUACAAGCAUCUGCAUCUUCAAAACAGCUGGCAAGGUAUGAUGUGGUAUUGAUUAGCGCAAGUGGAUCUUUUGUUGCUUUCCUAGCACUUUUG